Closterium sp. Yama58-4 is the source of this 741-nucleotide messenger RNA. Lineage: Eukaryota; Viridiplantae; Streptophyta; Zygnematophyceae; Desmidiales; Closteriaceae. The record is from the annotation of a GenBank genome assembly.
AUGGUGAUCGACCUGCACACCGACCUCUGCCCGCUCGCCUCUAAGAACUUCCUCAAACUCGCCAAGAUGAAGUACUACAACCACUGUCUCUUCCACCGCGUGCACCGUGACUUCAUCGUGCAGACCGGCGAUCCCACCGGCACCGGCGCUGGCGGUGACUCCGUGUACAAGUUUCUGUACGGCGAGCAGGCGCGGUUCUUUGAGGAUGAGAUCCGGCCGGGGCUGAAGCACGACAAGGUGGGCGUGGUCGCCAUGGCCAGUGGAGACACCAACCACAACGCCUCCCAGUUCUACAUCACCACGCGGGCUGGGCUGGACUCACUGGAUGGCAAGCACACGAUAUUUGGCGAGGUGGCGGAGGGGUUGGACACGCUGCAGCGCAUCAACGAGGCCUUUGUGGACGACAACGGCCGCCCCUUCAAGAACAUCCGCAUCCGUCGAGUGCACGUGUUGGACGACCCGUUUGACGACCCACCGGGACUCACUGACCUCAUCCCCGAUGCCUCCCCACCCAUGCCGCCCCCCACUGCUGGCUCAGACGUGAGGCUGGAGGACGACUGGGUGCCCAUGGAUGAGGGGCGCGCCGCGGAUGAGGUGGAGAGGGAUGUGCGGCGCAGAGAGGCGCAGUCCAGAGGCGUGGUGCUGGAGAUGAUAGGCGAUCUACCCGAGGCGGAGUUCAAGCCACCCGACAACGUGCUCUUCAUCUGCAAGCUCAACCCCGUCACGCAGCACAGAUCAUAA